This is a messenger RNA of Nothobranchius furzeri (turquoise killifish), 4949 nucleotides long. Its product is annotated as bifunctional heparan sulfate N-deacetylase/N-sulfotransferase 1. The record is from RefSeq and is a predicted model, not a curated record. Lineage: Eukaryota; Metazoa; Chordata; Actinopteri; Cyprinodontiformes; Nothobranchiidae. Gene Ontology annotation, molecular function: heparan sulfate N-sulfotransferase activity; deacetylase activity. Gene Ontology annotation, cellular component: Golgi apparatus.
CUGGCUGGCGCCUCCUGGAGACAGCUAUGGGCUACUGCCGGAGCACGGAGCAUCAGGACAGGCUUUCUCACAUUUCCCGAUUUCUCCCGGCCGAGACCGCCGAACUGCUUCCACACUACGGCCGACAGCCAGUCGAGACGAGGACGAGAGGCCAGCGAGCUUCAAACCCGCAUUUAUCGCAACCAGCUCGCGUCUCGUCCGAAAUCGACGUAAACGAGAUUCCGUCCUGAGGGAGUAAUGUCGCUGUGAUGACCUGCGUGGCCUCGGCUUCCUCCAGGGAUUGUUCUCCACCCAGAAGAGUGGGGCGAACUCUAGCCAGGAUAUGGUUGGCAGAUUUACGUGAUGGACAGGUGAUGGAGUCGUCCAUCAUCUUCGCUCCCCAGUGACUCACCCUGUCUGCCCUUGCUCACAGCCACGAGUGUGUACCAGCGGACCAAGGCCCCCCAUUUCUCUGCCAUGGUGACAUAAGCGCUACUGCAGCAUGAGGGAGCGCCAACGUCACCGACUUGCUUUUGUAUUCAGUGGCUGCAGCAGCUGCUACGUAGAGGAAAUUUAGCUCUGUAGCCACAGUGAGUUUGUUGUAACUUACUCGUGUUUUAUUUUUCUCCCACACUGAGAGAGAGACUGCCCCUUUGGUGUGUCACUGGGCCGGUGGGGCGGAGCAGUGUGGCGAGAGACGAUGCUGGGAUGCGUGGCACGCCUCCGCCGGCUGGUCCGCCUCCUUCCUCUGCAGACCUCCCUGCUCCUCCUCUUCCUCUUCUGCGCCGUCAGCGUCUUCAUCUUCUCCUACUUCCUCUAUGGCGUCAAACGGGAGCCGGAGCCACCACCAGGUAUCUCGCCCGGACCUGAUGGAAUUCCCCCAGACUUGGUCACCCCGUCGCGGCUGUUGGCCGUGCGAACUGUCCCAGGGGUUUCCAGGUUGGAUCUCGGAGGGACCAAGACAGAUCCUGUGGUUCUGGUGUUUGUGGAAAGCCAAUAUUCUCAACUGGGGCAGGAGAUUGUGGCCAUCUUGGAGUCUGGCCGGUUCAAGUACCGGACCGAGAUCUCUCCUGGGAAGGGGGACAUGCCCACCCUGACGGACAAGGAGCGAGGUCGCUUUGCACUUGUGAUUUAUGAGAACAUUCUGAAGUAUGUUAACUUGGACGCCUGGAACCGGGAGCUGCUAGAUAAAUACUGUGUGGAGUACGGAGUGGGCAUCAUCGGCUUCUUCAAGGCCAAUGAAAACAGUCUGCUCAGCGCGCAGCUCAAAGGCUUCCCCCUCUUUCUUCACUCUAACUUGGGCCUGAAGGACUGCAUGGUCAACCCCAAGUCCCCACUCCUCUUCAUCACUCGAGCAGGCCAGGCCCUGCCGGGUCCUCUCCCCGGGGACGACUGGACCGUUUUUCAGUCCAACCACUCGACAUAUGAGCCCGUGUUGAUGGCAAAGACCCAAUCAGCGGAGAGCCUUGCGUCGAUGGGGCAGCACGCCGCCAUGCUCCCGUCGGUGGUGCAGGACCUGGGGCUUCACGAUGGUAUCCAGAGGGUUCUGUUUGGCAACAAUCUCAACUUUUGGCUUCACAAGCUGGUGUUUGUGGACGCCGUGGCCUUUCUGACGGGGAAGAAGCUGUCACUGUCUCUGGAGCGCUACAUCCUCGUGGAUAUAGAUGACAUCUUUGUGGGCAAAGAGGGAACCCGUAUGAAAGUGCCUGACGUAAAGGCCCUGCUGGAGACACAGAGGGAGCUGCGCACCCAUGUGCCCAACUUCACCUUCAAUCUGGGCUUCUCAGGGAAAUUCUUUCACGCUGGAUCUGACGACGAGGACCUGGGAGAUGACCUGCUGCUUUCCCACGUGAAGGACUUCUGGUGGUUUCCUCACAUGUGGAGCCACAUGCAGCCCCAUUUAUUCCACAACCAGUCUGUGCUAGCCGAGCAGAUGCUGCUCAACAAGAAAUUUGCCAUGGAACAAGGGAUCCCCACCAACAUGGGCUACGCUGUGGCUCCUCACCACUCCGGGGUCUACCCGGUGCACCUGCAGCUGUACGAUGCCUGGAAGAAGGUGUGGAGCAUCAAGGUGACCAGCACAGAGGAGUAUCCACACCUGAAGCCUGCUCGCUUCAGACGAGGCUUCAUCCACAGCGGCAUCAGCGUAUUACCCAGGCAGACAUGUGGUCUUUUCACACACACCAUCUUCUAUAAAGACUACCCGGGCAGUCCCAACGAACUGGACAAGCUCAUCAAUGGGGGGGAGCUCUUCCUCACUGUUCUGCUGAACCCCAUCAGUAUUUUCAUGACGCACCUGUCCAACUACGGGAACGACCGGCUGGGCCUGUACACCUUCAAAAGCCUGGUGAUGUUUGUGAAGACCUGGACCAACUUGAAGAUGCAGACCCUGCCUCCGAUCCAGCUGGCCCAGAAGUACUUCAGCCUGUUCCCCUCUGAGAGAGACCCGCUGUGGCAGGAUCCUUGUGAGGACAAAAGACACAAGGACAUCUGGUCCAAAGAGAAAACAUGUGACCGUUUCCCCAAACUGCUCGUCAUUGGACCCCAGAAGACAGGAACAACAGCUCUCUACUUGUUUCUUGGUAUGCACCCUGAUCUGACCAGUAACUACCCAAGUAAGGAGACGUUUGAGGAGAUCCAGUUCUUCAAUGGACACAACUAUCACAGAGGCAUCGACUGGUACAUGGACUACUUCCCUCUGCCCUCCAACACCAGUUCAGACUACUACUUUGAGAAGAGCGCUAACUACUUUGACUCUGAGGUGGCGGCUCAGAGGGCUGCAUCUCUUCUUCCCAAAGCGAAGAUCAUCACCAUCUUCAUCAACCCAGCCGAUAGAGCGUACUCGUGGUACCAGCACCAAAGAGCCCAUGAUGACCCGGUGGCACUCAAAUACUCCUUCCAAGAAGUCAUCACCGCAGGCCGUGACGCUUCAGUCAAAUUACGGGUUCUUCAGAAUCGCUGCCUGGUACCAGGAUGGUACGCCAUCCACCUGGAGCGCUGGCUCAGUUUCUACCACUCCAGCCAGCUGCUAGUUUUGGAUGGUCAGAUGCUGAAAACAGAGCCAGCUUCAAUCAUGGAUAAAAUCCAGAAGUUUCUCGGCCUCCCCAACGCCGUCAACUACCACAAGAUCUUGGCGUUUGACCCGAAAAAAGGCUUCUGGUGUCAGCUGCUGGAGGGAGGAAAGACCAAGUGUUUAGGGAAGAGUAAAGGACGAAAGUACCCUGAUAUGAACCCUGAGUCCCAGGAGUUCCUCAGGGAGUACUACAGGGAUCACAACAUUGAGCUGUCCAAGCUGCUCUACAGGAUCGGCCAGCCGCUGCCCAGCUGGCUCAGAGAGGAGCUGGUCCACACCAGGUAGCAGCAGCGCCGCCACAGGGAACCACCACGGCCCCACACAGACUGAACCACUGCUGCACCCCGCAGGGCUCGUCCUGCUUCGGCCAGCGGCCCCAAAGCCUGAAGACCCCUGGUUGUUUUGACAGACUGGAAUAGAGCCGAGAGUAAAACAUAACCAUGAUCUUCCAAAGCUGGGGGAACCAGGAUCGGGUCAGGCCUGUGGGUGCGUGUUACUUCAGUGUGGCGCUCACCGCGGAACCUCCAGUGUUUGAUAAUCACAGUAUCGUUGUCCAUAAUCAGACUUUCAUCACAUGAACUUGGAGCUGGGAGCCCAGGAAUGGAGGAUGAACUUUGUGCUGGUGUUAUCUCAGCUUGAUGGAAACACUAUCAGAUGCCUGGACAACAUAAUAAUUAUAGACUUUAUAAAUGUGGGCGUGACUGACAGGAGAGGGACGUGUGGAGCUGUGACUCAGGCUGCGUGCUUUAGCCUCCCUCCAUAGGCCUUGGUAGAGUCUAGUAUUUACAUUUACAAGUGCCAGGACAGAAUCUUCUUUAACCAUCAUCACACAAGCUGUCGGGGGUUCGUGCUUUCUUUUGUUUUAUGUUUGCUCUGAUUUAACAUUUCUGUAAUGCUGAUGGAAAUGCGUCUUUGUAGAAUGUACCAAACCUAGACCUGGUCUCUGUUGUUUUCUCACAAGCAGGAAACGCUGUUCAGUUCUAUUUAUACCGCGUUUGUCUUUUUUGUCCAUCUUACUGAGUCGGCCGAAGCAGGACGAGUGGGAGAGGCGCUGAAAGCACAAAGACGGGAGUGGGGAUUCUGAGCGUACAGGUAACUGGAAAGCACACUAAACGGCUCCUGCUGCGAUCUGUGAAGAAAACCAUAAGCUAGCUACUGUAUGUUCAUUCAGCGAUCUGCUCCCACAGACUGACAUCAGUGUACAGAAGAAGAAAAGCGCAUUUCAGAAUGUUUUCAGCAUCAGUUAUGUUUUAAUUUUGUCAGAACUGUAUAUUUUGUCUUAUAUUUUUUUUAUUUACUAGAUGAGUUUUAAAAAUAAAGUCUGGGGAGAGAAAAAUUAAAUCUGUCUGAACAAAAGUCACCUGACCGUCACAGCGCCCGGUUACAACACACACGGGUGUUCGGUCUGUCGGUCAAUUCGUUACCGUAGCAACUAGAUGUCAAGCGUGGGUAACAAAAAGCUGCUCCUACUGCAAUAGUUUUGUACAUUGUUUUGGUGUAAUAAAGAUGCACAUGGCGGUCUGUCUUUACCGGACUCUGAUGUACAUAAAGUAGACCUAAAUUAUUGAAUGUGUUUGGGUUUACGCUCCAUCAGCCCCUUCUUGUCUUGUGAAGCAUCAGCGCCGCACUGACAGCAGUCGGGAUCCGUUCGUCAUGCAAACGUGUCGCUAAGAGUAUUUUUUUCCUCCCACAUCCUCUCUCACUGCCAGCGUUGUACAGAAAAGUGCAGAGUCUCUCAUAUAAAAGUAUUAAGUGAUAACGCAUAACAGCAACGAUGGUACUAAUCUCCAGGAUUGUAUGAUAAAGAUUUGUAAUUGUUGUCAAUAAUUUUUACAGUGUAACUAAUAUUGUCGGUGCUUUUUAAUUUGCAAAUAAAACACCACUGUAUUUUUCAGUA